This is a messenger RNA of Symbiodinium sp. CCMP2456, 369 nucleotides long. The record is from the annotation of a GenBank genome assembly. NCBI's taxonomy places the organism in Eukaryota, Dinophyceae, Suessiales, Symbiodiniaceae.
GUGUCUUUCAAUACGGUGAUCUCGGCCUGCGUGGGGCGCCUGAAGUGGCAGCAUGCGCUGGCUCUCUUUGAGCUUAUGCGGCUCAAGAACCUGCACAGGGAUGCAGUCUCCUGGAGUUCCUGCAUCACGGCAUGCGCGCAGGGUCAGAGUGCAGAGGCGGCUCUGCAGCUCUACGACGAGUAUUCAAACGAGGCUACCCAGCUGAACACGGUUGUCGUGAACGCAGCAAUGGCGGCCUGUGGGGCCAGUCGCACGUGGCAGCGCGCGGUAGCCCUGACCCACCAGCUGCAGUAUGCCUGGCAGGCACUCAGCCAAGCCCCAGAUGAAGUCUCUUUCAACACGACCAUUGCCGUUUGUGCGGCAGGGCAG